AUGGUGUGGGAGCUUGGAAAGGAGCAAACACUCCAAGAGCGGACUUCGUCACAGGUGUUUUGCAGCAUCAUUGGGAACAUGGCACUUGAUCCGAGCAUGGUGGUCGAUGUUCCAGAGAUCCUCCAGGAGCGAUAUCCCGGAGAUCCGCAAGGACGAGCUGCAAAGCAAGGUGUGCAAGAAGGCUUGGCAGACAUCUUGGACUUGCUGAACGACAAGAUCCUGGACAACUCCAGUGUCUUGUUUCAGGAUAUUCACAUUCGAUACCGACAGGUCGUGCAGCGCCCAAAAACUCUUUGCUUGACCUGCGCAGGCGGGAAGUUCCAAAGCCUUCAUCAGGGUGACAUGAGGAACUCCCCGGCAGAGCUGCCGGUGAGUGUGGAGUUUGUGCAGCCAGCAGAGCUGCUGGAGCCCGUUCCAAGAGAAGCUGUGCCAGAAGGAGAGGUUGGAUCGGUGGAUGAUGCGUUUCUGGAAGACCUCCUGCGGGCGUUGAAGACACAUGCUGGCGGAGCAGUGUUCUCCUUGGAGGAUCAGGGGAUGUUGGUUUGUGCAUCAACGCAGAGGGAUGCUAUAUCCUUGGUGAAGGAUGCGACGGAGAUCUUUCAACAAGAGCAAACACUGCAAGAAGUUCAUGUGGAUCAGGCCACUGGGAGGCCCAGCGAAGCCAAUCCCUAUCUCUUCAAUGGGGACUUUGUGGAUCGAGGUGCCUACUCCUUGGAAGUCAUUCUGCUGCUUUUUGCGCUGAAGUUGCGCUACCCCAGAGCAGUCCUGAUGAAUCGAGGGAACCACGAGGCCGCAGAUUUGAACUUGAGGUACGGCUUCGCGGCCGAGCUGCGCGACCGCUACGGCGCCGCCGGGGAGACGCUCUUCGCGGCCUUCGCCACGGCGUUCCGGUGGCUGCCGCUGGCGCAUGUGGUCAACGAGGAGGUCUUUGUGGUGCACGCUGGGCUGCCUGGGCCAGACCCCAGGCUGCAGUUCAACGAUGCGGGAGGCAUGGGUACAGGCUACGCAGCGAUGGAGAAUAGCGGUCGUCGUGGCGGUGGCCAGAACCUCUCGCUCUUGGGAUACAAUCCAGACAACGUCUCCCUGCCGCCCCGUGAUGCCGAGCUGACCUUGGAGGAGAUCGCCCGGCUGCCGCGGGGCAGCGACCCCGCCACGGAUCUCCAGGCACUCGAGGAGCUACCUGAGGAGGAAGCAGAGGUGCAACGUUUGAUUGUCGACCUUCUUUGGGCUGAUCCUCGCGGGAAGACUGGCUAUGGCCCUUCCUACAGAGUGAAAGUGCAGGGCUACGAGUGGACCCACUCAGACUGCAUCACCGUCUUCUCUGCACCCAACUACCUGGGGCAUGCGAAGAACAAGGGUGCAGCAGCGCGGAUGUGCAUUCCAUCAGACCUCUUUGAGGGUGUAGUGAAGCUCCUCCCAGAUGACGCUGGCCACCUGACACCUUCUUUCAUCACCUAUGAAGCUGAAGAGACGAUGGCGGGCCGUGUGCCCUGCUGA
Molecule: messenger RNA, 1497 nt
Organism: Durusdinium trenchii
Lineage: Eukaryota; Dinophyceae; Suessiales; Symbiodiniaceae
Source: the annotation of a GenBank genome assembly